Messenger RNA from Capsicum annuum, 2508 nucleotides. RefSeq names its product cysteine-rich receptor-like protein kinase 42. The coding region runs from base 323 to 2308 and encodes 661 amino acids. Gene Ontology annotation, molecular function: protein kinase activity; ATP binding. Gene Ontology annotation, biological process: protein phosphorylation. The record is from RefSeq and is a predicted model, not a curated record. NCBI's taxonomy places the organism in Eukaryota, Viridiplantae, Streptophyta, Magnoliopsida, Solanales, Solanaceae. The transcript has 6 exons.
AAAGUAGACAGAAACUUUUAAUAGUAGUAAUCCAGAACGAAGUCAAAUUUUAGCAAAUGGGGACACAUAAAAGCAGACAAAGGUUGGCUGUAAAGUCCAAAUCAUUUUUGCACAACACCAAAAAUAUCAUUUACUCAUUUUUCUUCUCUUCUUCCCAUUUUUAACUACCAUAUUUCUGUUUACUUAUUAAUCAAUCGUAACAUAUUUAUUACCAGAACGUAAUCACAUAGAGCAAGACGAAGGAGAAGCAGGACGAGUCUUCCGCUUCUCCAUUCGUCAUUUCAGUGAACUUUGCUCGUAUCCUUUCAGAAAAAAAGCAGAGAUGAAUUUCUCGGGAUUUAUAAGGUGUAUUCUAAUUUUCCUGGUGAGUAUCGCUAUGAUUUGUGAAGCUGAUCCUCGAAUAUCAGAAGCGGGACUGAUAUGUGGAACGAACAGGUCAUCACCAGCCGCAACGAUCAUUCCCAUAUUUGUUAAAGCAAUGGAAGUCGUAUCACAACGCGUGACGGACCAUAAUUGGGGAAGUCACGGUGUAAAUUCAACAAACAUAUCAAUUUAUGGAUUAGCAAAUUGUUAUCAAGAUCUGCCACAUCAGGAUUGUAUGUUAUGUUACGCUGCUAGUCGAACUCGACUUCCUCGUUGUCUUCCUGGUAAAUCAGGUCGAAUAUAUCUCGAUGGAUGUUUCCUUCGAUACGAUUACUACAAUUUCUUCAACGAAACUACUGAUUCAGCGAACGAUAAAGUGAACUGUAGCAGCUCAAUUGGAGUUGCUACUGGACAGGAAUUGGACACGUUAAAUGCAUCUGCUGGAAAUUUGAUUGAACAAUUGACAGGGAGAGCGGUGGCGAACGGCGGCUUUGCGUCGAUGCAUUUGAACGGCGUUUAUGGAUUGGCACAGUGUUGGAAAACUGUGAGUAGAAAAGGUUGUAGAGAAUGUUUGGAUAAAGCAAGCAGAGAUAUCAAAGGGUGUUUUCCAAACAGAGAUGUCAGAGCUUUAAUUGCGGGAUGUUAUUUGAGAUAUUCUACACAAAAUUUUCUCAACGAUCCAUCUCAGAGUAGCAGCAGCAGGGUAAGCAAAGGGGUGAUAGUAGCUAUAGUUCUUGGAGUGACUGCUUUCAUGAUGCUGGCUCUCUCUGCUGCUUACACAGCUCGUAAAAGAUCAUUAAAGCGAAAACGAGAACGCAUUAAUCUUGGCAAACUAUCGAAUUCAUACAAGAAGUCAAGCUUGAAUUUCAAAUAUGAAAAUCUUGAGAAGGCAACAAACUACUUUGAUCCUUCAACAAAAGUAGGCCAAGGAGGAAAUGGUUCUGUAUACAAAGGGACUUUGCCUAAUGGGAAUGUUAUUGCAGUUAAGAGACUAUUUUUCAAUACAAGACAAUGGGUUGAUGAGUUCUUCAAUGAGGUUAAUCUCAUCCAUGGAAUUGAACACAAAAAUCUUGUCAAGUUGUUGGGCUGCAGCAUUGAAGGCCCCGAGAGCCUGCUCGUGUACGAAUUUGUGACCAAUAAGAGUCUAGACCAAUACCUCUUUGAUAAGAACAAGAUAAAGAUCCUAAAUUGGGAAGAACGUUUCCGUAUUAUAGUUGGAACAGCAGAAGGCAUUGAUUUCCUCCAUAGAGGCUCAGAGAUCAGAAUCAUCCACAGGGACAUCAAGAGUUCCAAUGUGCUUCUUGAUGAAAAUCUUGAAGCGAAAAUUGCUGAUUUUGGCCUUGCUCGGUGUUUUGCAGCUGACAAAACUCAUCUUAGCACUGGAAUUGCUGGAACAUUAGGAUAUAUGGCUCCUGAAUACCUCGUAAAAGGACAGCUAACAGAGAAGGCUGAUGUCUAUAGCUAUGGGGUGCUAGUUCUUGAAAUUGUUUGUGGCCGAAAAAGUAUUGCCUUUGCAGAUGACUCUGGCUCUCUAAUACAAACAGUGUGGAAGCUCUACACAACAAAUCAGGUCACUGAAUCAGUAGACCCUCUCUUGGAUGGCGAUUUUCCGCGAGAGGAGGCAUCAAAGGUCCUAAAAGUGGGGCUGUUGUGUACUCAAGCUUCAGUCGCUUUAAGACCAUCGAUGAGAGAAGUUGUCCAAAUGCUAACGUGUGAGGGUUAUCAAAUUCCAGAACCAUGCCAACCACCUUUCUUAAAUUCGAGCUUAUUAGCUGGCGGUUCUGUCAAAUCCAGCAUAAGAAGUUUAGUAACAAAUGCACUCUCUAAAUUUGAUGAAUCGUCAUCUUAUACUAACACCACAGGGUCCUCAAGUAUGCGAAGUGCAUCAACUGGACCACACAGAAGUGACGAAUUCCUUCUAAAAGAGUCUGAAAAUAGGAAAUAAUUGGAAGGACAAAUAUAGGAAUGGAAAUUUUAUGAGAUUUUUUCAGUACAUUUUUUGUACAGUAAUAGAACUAGUUGUGCAUUUUUAUGAUUUAUAUAUAUUUUGGACCUUUUUGGUGAGUAUUGAUACAAGAAAGUGUAGACAGAAGCAGAGCAACAUAUAUCGUUUUCAAAGAGUUAUGGGAAUUUCUUAAAGCGAAA